GGGCUGUAACCCGCUCCCACAGCCACGCAUCUCAAACCGAUUGAAUUCUGAGUCACGAACAAUCGACUUACGAACAUAAAUUUGCAUCGCAAGCUUGCAACUCCACGUGUGGAAGCGGCCAUGCCGAAGUUGCCAACAUAAGGAGGAUGAACCCUGAUGCUCAAUACGUGUUGCUGCUGCUAGAGAGAUCUGACCAGCAAGCAUCCAUCACCGGACAACAGGUACUUCUCGACAUCUCUAACAUGCGUGGCGUAGCCGGGGCGCGCUUGUACGGAAACCUCACCGAUCGGCAGAGAGCAGCAUCAUCGAUGUACAUCGAGCCGACGACCUGGCCUAUUGUUGUCGUGUUUCCGCCGCACGGGGACCGCAUGCAGAGGCUGCACUGGGGCUCGUGGAGAACUAGUCCCGUAAUGCGUGCCGUCAACGACUACCUGAGGAAGCGCAUGCUGCCGCUGGUACCGCCUACAUACAACAGGGACCUAGAGAGCUCCCUCUGGCAGUCGCUGUCUCAUGAUGUCCAGUUGGUGGAGGGAGAACUGAAUGGUGACAAGAUGGCGGCGUUGAGAGAGUAUGUCGGUGUACUCGCGAAGUAUUACCCCGGUGAGCAGCGCGUCGUGAGAAAGCUGCAUCAGCUGCUGCAUUGGCUAUGGGGCCGAAACGCAACAACAUUGCAGGAGUUUUCCGUGAAGCUCACGGGAAAACCCGAUCAACCGCACGGCAAUGACACCUACAUUAGCGAUGUUGUGGGAUGGGUCGCUUGCCGGGGUAGCCAGCCUCGUUACCGCGGUUACACCUGCGGCCUGUGGCAGAUGUUCCACUCGCUGACCGUCGCGGCGGAGGCAGCCAACAGAAGCAUGAAUUCAGGGUUACAGUCGUCGCCGUCGUCGCCGGCGACAGAUCCCCUCGAGGUGCUUCACGCCAUGCGCUCGUUCGUCAGACAUUUCUUCGGCUGCCAGGUGUGCCGCCAAAACUUCCUGAACCACGAGUCCGUCACCAUGGAGACGGACGUGCACGACCAUGAGGGGGCGAUGCUGUGGAUGUGGCGGGUGCACAACUCGGUGAAUCGGCGGCUGAGUGGAGCGUUCUCCGAGGAUCCGCUCAGUCCCAAGGUGCAGUUCCCCGUCGAGUCGGCCUGCCCACUGUGCCACGGCAAGGUGGGCUGGCGCCCUGGCGACGUACUCUACUACCUACGUCAGAUGUACGGCGCAGGGAACAUAGUCUAACAAGGGCAGGAGAGAGAGAGAGAGAGAGAGAGAGAGAAAGAAAGAGAGAGGGAGAGAUGGAGGGAGAUAUAUAUAUAUAGAGAUGCAUAGAGAGAGAUGGAUAAAGAUCGAGAGAUGGAUAGAGAUUUUUAGAGACAUGGCGAGGGUGAUUGUGAGCGACAGAGAAAGAAUGCGCAAGCUGGCCGCAUUGAACAAAAUAGAAGGAAACCGGACGAAGUGCAAAAAAGAGACAGGAGGGAGAGAAGACCAUGUUAGGGGAAAGGGAAGAGCGAGCAACGAGAGCGCAAGGGGAGAGCAUCAAACGAACAUUAAAGCGAGAAUGAGAGGAGAAAUCAAGCGAUAUAAGGAUAUGGGGUUCUCUCUCCCCAUCACCGUUUCCAAGGCGCACAAAUAACGUUUGUAAUCACGUUGUGAAAAAAAAUGUACACCUAGCUACGUUUAUACCAAAUACAAAA
Priapulus caudatus is the source of this 1678-nucleotide messenger RNA. Its product is annotated as sulfhydryl oxidase 1-like. Gene Ontology annotation, molecular function: protein disulfide isomerase activity; flavin-dependent sulfhydryl oxidase activity. The transcript has 7 exons. The coding region runs from base 147 to 1223 and encodes 358 amino acids. Gene Ontology annotation, biological process: protein folding. Lineage: Eukaryota; Metazoa; Priapulida; Priapulimorpha; Priapulimorphida; Priapulidae. The record is from RefSeq and is a predicted model, not a curated record. Gene Ontology annotation, cellular component: Golgi membrane.